This is a messenger RNA of Oryza brachyantha (malo sina), 1120 nucleotides long. Its product is annotated as RING-H2 finger protein ATL39-like. Lineage: Eukaryota; Viridiplantae; Streptophyta; Magnoliopsida; Poales; Poaceae. The record is from RefSeq and is a predicted model, not a curated record. The transcript has a single exon. Bases 82 to 753 code for a protein of 223 amino acids. Gene Ontology annotation, biological process: protein ubiquitination.
GCGAGGUGUUGCUCUUGGUCUCCACUUCUGCUCUUUGCAAGUUAGUUAGGUUAGUGAUAGUUAAUUAGCUUGGGUGCAGCCAUGUCGGAGACGACGGCCGCGCCGCCGGCGCCGAGGGCGGACGACGCGUGGAGCCAGCAGCAGAGCUACAAUUUCAGCGGGCGCGUGCUGCUCACGGCCGUCGUCAUCCUCUUCGUGAUCGCGGUGAUCUUCGCCGUCACCCGCGUCUUGCUGUACUACCUCGUGGUGCGGCCCCGCGUGGGCGGGGGGCGGCGCGGCCUCGCCGGAGGCAUCUUCCGGUCGCUGAACUCGUUCGGCAUGAGCGGCCGCCGCGGGCUGGACGCGUCCGCGCUCGCCGCGCUGCCGGUCACCGCGUACGUGAGGAGGAACGGCGGCGCCGGCGAGGGCUCCGACCGCCGCGCCCCGGCCGCCGCCGCCGACUGCGCCGUGUGCCUGUCGGAGCUCGCGGACGGCGAGAAGGUGCGGGAGCUGCCCAACUGCGGCCACGUCUUCCACGUGGAGUGCGUCGACGCGUGGCUGCGCUCCAGGACGACGUGCCCUCUCUGCCGGGCCGAGGCGGAGGUUCCCAAGUCAAGGGUGCAGGCGGCGGCGGCGACACCGACCACGUCGUCGUCGCUCGGUACAGGAGGAAUCACCGUGGUCGUGACCAUACACGGCGGCACUAACGAUGCCGGCGGCGACAGGGUCGCGCGCGGCUCGACGGUGCUGACCGGUCAACCGGGACCCUCCUAGCUGCAGUGCAGUGAGGAAUAUAUUGUGAUCAGGAACUUUUGAUAGUAGGGAGCUCUACCAAGCGUAGUUUGUGAAACACCGUGUGAUGUGUGAUUCUUUAUUGAUUUCAUUCCCAUGUGUCUAGCACAGGAGACAACCACUACAAUACUUUUGAUUGCAUUCACGGAAAAUUGCAGAUGUUGUAUAUAUAUCGCGCAGCUUCUUUUUACGGGUUAGUUUAAUUACUCAGGGGUGUUAAUUCGAUUAUUAAUGCAAAUACGACUGAGGCAUGGUAGUUGUCAUGCACUCGUUUCUUUGGGUACUCCUAUUUUAGUUUAUGGCCUAGGGUUCUUGUUUUGUGUUGAAUUUAAUCAUUGAGAGUUUUACG